CAAGCACUUCCUCCCUUAUUAUUACCCGCCACCCACCUCCUCCGGAACAUUGAUUGUUGGAAACUGAGCAGAAUCACGAGCAACCAUCAACGCCGGAACAGGGUAGAGAAUCCAGUUAGGACACACUCUACAAAAGCUGUCCGCCAUGGACACAGCCGACUCCGCCGCGCGGGGCGUGACGGGGAACGCGGCGAGCAGCUCAAGCAGCUCGCUUGGUGCGGCGGCCGCAUCACCCAUAGAGAGGAGCAAUUCCCAAUCCAGUGCCCACAAACCUAGCCAUAUUGCUACGCACCGGCAAAGCUUCAUCGAGAACCAGAGAUUCCCUCCGGCGUCCCCUCGCAACCACCGACACCCGUCCUUUACACAGCAGGCACUUCAGGAGCUGAUGAACCACCCGCCCUCCAGCAGACACCCAAACCCCCGAUACGCAGGCAGAGACUGGAGAGAUGUGGCUGUGGGAGAGCUCGCAGUGCCCGAGGAUGUCAGGUGGGCCGAUCUGGACUCGAGUGUCCAAGAAGCUACUAUGCUUCUACUUAAGAACAACCCGAUGAAUGUUGUUCUUGUGCGCGAGUCGCCAUCUUCCAAAACAGCAAUUUCCACCUUCGACUACAGCGACUUAAAUGCCUACCUGCUAGCAGUCGUGUCCGUUUUAAUGCCCCCUGGUAUAGUGCCGAGGCCAGAUGAAGAACGCGUCUCUCUGUAUGAGGAGAUCUCGAAAAAGGCUCAAGCUCAAGAGGAUAUUCCACUGCGGGAGAUCCAGCCGCUUCUCCGGAAGGAAGAGUUAGCAACUCUCCCUGCUGAGGUGACACUCGACAAGGCUAUGGAGGCGCUCGGGAGUGGGAUUCAUCGAGCUCUGAUCGUUAACCAGGCCGGGGAAGUGAUCGGGGUUCUCAGUCAGCUGCGCCUCGUCGAGUUCUUUUGGAACGAAGCGGUCAACUUCCCCGCCAUUGAAAGACUAUACGGAUGCCUUCUCCGGGAUCUCCAGAUUGGCACGCAUCAGAUCAUUGCCAUCAACCUUGAUCGCCCUCUAACCGAUGCGUUACUGUUAAUGCACAAUGAGGGGCUCACAUCUGUGGCAGUUGUUGACCAGGGACUGAACGUUGUGGGCAAUAUCUCAACCGCCGAUGUGAGGCAUUUGACAACUGCAGCCAGCUUGCCUCUCCUCAAGAACUCGUGCAUGAACUUUAUCAGCGUCAUCCUUUCAGAGCGGGGAAUGGAACACGGCCGCGACUCGUUCCCAGUCUUCCACGUCAACCCCUACUCGACCCUUGGACACACAGUCGCGAAACUCGUAGCAACGAAGUCCCACCGCAUGUGGGUGGUCGAGUCUGCGUCCCCAUCGCCAAGCGCCCCAGCAACUCCCCUCCUCCAGCCGAGCCACCCGGUCGGACCUUCGCCCUCUUCAUCAACAGUUGCAGUAGGCAGCUCCCCUCCAUCCGCAACUGUUAUCAUUCCCCCGCCAACCAACGCACCGGCUCCGCAAUCCCCGCUUGCCAACCAAACCUUCACAACCACCGUGAUACCAAGUGGUCUGCCUGGGGCACACCUGUCAGGCCGCUUGACGGGCGUGGUGUCCAUGACGGACAUUCUGAAUCUUUUCGCCAAGUCCAGCGGUCUGCGCCCUUCAGAUCCGUCCGAGAUACGGGCCAGGAGACGACGAAGCUCGAGCGCGUCGGUGCGGCCCAGUUUCGAUGGCUCACGUGCUAGCAUCGACUUAAGGAGAUAAGAGGGAAGGGCGAUUUUGCAGUUCGAACAAGGCGACCGUAUCAUGGAGUGCUAUCGAGCCAACCUUCGCGCUUGAGGGUUUUGCGGGUGGGUAUAAUCGUAUCUCAUCUGCAACCGGGGACAGUUGCAUUUAUCAGUCACAGCAUUGUUGGCUUGGGUUGAGUUUUGGGGUAGUUCUAAGACUGCUUGCCGUCUGAUGCGGU
This is a messenger RNA of Chaetomium strumarium, 1928 nucleotides long. RefSeq lists its product as uncharacterized. The transcript is spliced from 3 exons. Gene Ontology annotation, molecular function: protein serine/threonine phosphatase inhibitor activity. The coding region runs from base 146 to 1726 and encodes 526 amino acids. The record is from RefSeq and is a predicted model, not a curated record. Gene Ontology annotation, biological process: cellular response to glucose starvation; regulation of mitotic metaphase/anaphase transition. NCBI's taxonomy places the organism in Eukaryota, Fungi, Ascomycota, Sordariomycetes, Sordariales, Chaetomiaceae.